Molecule: messenger RNA, 711 nt
Organism: Malus domestica (apple)
Lineage: Eukaryota; Viridiplantae; Streptophyta; Magnoliopsida; Rosales; Rosaceae
Product: photosystem II stability/assembly factor HCF136, chloroplastic-like
Source: RefSeq, a predicted model, not a curated record
CAAGCAGCAAUCCUUGACUACGUCCUCAUUUUUAACCUUAUAAAUUGUCCAGAGGUCAGUUUUUCAUGCCUCAAAACGACACUCACUACCCAAUUUCACAACCCACUUCUCAGAAACUGUAGUACUGGUUACCCAAACAAUUGGAAGCGAUCGAUCGUCGCCAAUUCGACACACUCAUUCUUCGUCCUAGAAGAAACACAAUCGGAGGUGUAUAUAAAGGCAACUGGUGAGAAGAGUGCAGAGAUGGUGACUGACGAAGGUGCAAUUUAUGUGACAUCAAACAGAGGCUACAACUGGAGGGCUGCUGUUCAGGAGACUGUUUCCGCUACUCUUAAUAGAACAGUUUCUAGUGGAAUUAGUGGUGCAAGUUACUACACUGGAACUUUUAAUUCUGUGAAUCGCUCACCCGAUGGAAAAUAUGUUGCCGUCUCAAGCCGCGGUAAUUUCUAUCUCACUUGGGAGCCUGGCCAGCCAUACUGGCAGCCACAUAACAGAACAAUUGCAAGAAGAAUUCAAAACAUGGGAUGGAGAGCCGAUGGUGGUCUUUGGCAUUGUACAGUUUGUACUUGCACCCAAACAAGCAGAUAUUCAUGAACAGGUUAAGUUUCUUAUGGAUUAAUAAAUAUCCAAAAGAGUGUCAAUCUAAGAAAUGUAAACAACACAAUUUGAAAGAAAGCAACAAGUAAUUGGAACAGUCAACCUUUCAUAUUA